This is a messenger RNA of Spodoptera littoralis (African cotton leafworm), 2043 nucleotides long. Lineage: Eukaryota; Metazoa; Arthropoda; Insecta; Lepidoptera; Noctuidae. The record is from the annotation of a GenBank genome assembly.
AUGCAACAAUUAACAGUAUUCAUGGAUAUUGAAAGUUCACGUUCGUAUAUCGACGAGCUGUACUCAUCAGAUACGCCAAAGGUUGUGGAAGCCUUAGUGACGUUAAAGAAUUCAGUAAUAGGCAGCAACCGACAGAAGAGUUCAGUGAUACAGCAAGGAGUAGUGCCGCGUCUUCUUCAGUUAAUGUCUGAUGAAACAUUGGACCCUAACAUAAGACUUGAAGCUACUAUCACAAUUGGUUCCCUCGCCAAAGGUACAGAAGAAAAUGUAAGAUCUUUAGUAGAACAAGGCACAGCGACAGCACUAGUGGACCUCUUAAGGAAUGCCCCUGUUGGUACAAAGUUGGCAGAAGCUGGACUAUGUGCCCUAAGGAGUGUGUUCCUGCAUCCACCGGCACCAAUAUCGGCUUUACCUGCAGAUAUGAGGCUAUUGAGCAGACUUACGCAAAUAGCGCGGGAGGGAUCACCAACGGCUAGAGCGUGUGUGGUGAGGAUCCUCUCGAUCUGGUGCACGGGCGCAGGAGAGCAGGAGGCGCUUUGUGCUGCGGGAGCUUGUGAAGCUGCUGCAGCAUUGCUCGCCGCCACUCCACCUGCCGCGCCAGCCCUUCCAGCUCUCGACCUUCUAGCUGCUAUGUGCUUUGAAAAUACUAGUGUCUCGCAGAUAGCUUUGAAUACUAGGCACGGUGACAAGACGAUACCAGAGCUGCUGUCUACGUUGGUGUGUCGCGACAAGCCGCUGCCGGUGGCGAUGGGGGCGGCGCGGUGUCUUACAUUCAUGCAUCGCGCUAAUGCCAUACCUGCUGACGACACUCGAGUGGUGUUUGGUGCUCUCCCUUGCCUCGCCCGACUGUGUACGAAGGACAUGCCGGAGGACAUCAGGGCGUCGGCCGCCGAGACCUUAGCUUACUUAGCAGAGGUAGACACAUCCCUUCAACGGUUGGCGGCUAUAUCCAACCACCUGAUGACGUCACUAGCAGAGAUAGUGAACUGUCCGUCUCCGGCCGCCAAGCAAGGUGCUUUCAAAUGCUUCGCGUCCCUCGGUGCCAACGAUGAAGACAUUAGGAAGAGGAUCAUUGAAACUCACGGUCUGAUGGUCCAUGUUGUCAAUGGAAUGAACAAUCCUGAGGCUUCGGUACGGUUAGCAGCAGUAAGGUGCUUACACUCACUUUCAAGAUCUGUGCAACAACUACGAACAACAUUUCAGGAUCAUGCCGUAUGGAAACCUCUAAUGCAACUGUUAGGGGACUCGCCUGGAACUGAACUCCUUACUGUAGGCUCAUCAACACUUUGCAAUUUACUUCUGGAAUUUUCACCAGCUAAAGAACCAAUGUUGGAUCAAGGUGCAGUAGAAAUGUUGUGUAAUUUGACGAAAAUGCCCGAAGCAGCUCUGCGACUGAAUGGAAUUUGGGCGCUUAUGAAUAUGGCUUUUCAGGCCGAACAAAAAGUAAAACAACGCAUCCUAAGUUGCCUGGGCACGGAGCAGAUGUUCCGUCUGCUGGGCGACAGCGACACGCGCGUCAUUAUGAAGACGCUCGGACUACUGCGGAACUUGCUCUCCACCAGGCAUCACAUCGACGCCAUCAUGAGCGAGUACUCCUCGCAAGUUAUGCAGGCUGUAAUAGUAGUGCUAGAAGGAUCCUACCCUGCCGAGGUGAAGGAGCAAGCGCUUUGCAUCCUUGGCAACAUCGGAGAUGGAGAGAAAGCCAAGGAUCUCAUCAUGGCCAACGAGGAUGUACUUAGAAAACUGGUGGACUAUUUGGUCCAGGCCUCGAAACUGUCGUGGGGACAAUCCUCCACCGAGUACGUGACGAGAGCGAUUCAGUGGGCCGUGCAAGUGACGACGGAAGGCGCACCCGGAGAGCAAGCUGCAGGAGGCGGCGCUGUUCGUGGCGGGCAACCUGGUGUGGCGCGGCGAGGCGGGCGCGGCCGCUCGCCAGGCGCGCCUCGCAGACCUCGGCGUGCUGCGCGCGCUCAAACUACUGCGCGCAAGGCACGACGCCGCUCAUCUGCACGACAAAGUGAAGACGGCCCUGGCGCAGUUUAA